Haemonchus placei is the source of this 2274-nucleotide messenger RNA. NCBI's taxonomy places the organism in Eukaryota, Metazoa, Nematoda, Chromadorea, Rhabditida, Trichostrongylidae. The record is from the annotation of a GenBank genome assembly.
AUGGCGUCAAUGCUUAGAGUCGCCGAUUCGGAUACCCCGCUGAUUUUCGAGGAUGAGUGGGCCAAGAUCCAUAAGAUUGUGUUAGCUUUGAUAACACAAGAGAGAGUUACCCAGUCAGAAUGGCAGGAUUUGUUUCUUGCUGUGUACAAAAUUCAUUCUUGGGUAGAUGAUGGAAAAAAGAAGCUCCAUGCUGCGAUCGACUAUAAUGUCAAGGAAUACGUAAGGAUGGCUAGAGAGCGUGGAGACCAGGCUCUACUCAGAGCCUAUAUAAACGAGUGGACCAAGUUUCAUCAACAAACUGCAAUCCUUCCGUUACCCUUCAUGGAGAUGCUUGAAACAUGGAAGAAAGUUGUUUUUCAACAUAUUAGUCUGAAACUUCUCUCAGCUGCCCUUCGUCUAGUUGAAGCAGAGCGGAAUGGCGAAGCUGUUGAUGCUCAUCUUGUUAUCGGAGUGCGAGAAAGUUGGGUAGCUCUCUACGACCAACGGGAUUGCUACUAUGAAGACGUUCUCGAGCAGUACCGAAAACAUUUUGAACGAGAAUUCGUUGAGGAAACCGUCGCCUACUACAAGAAGAGGGCCGCGCAGUAUCUGGCUGAGAACGGAGUAAUAAAUUAUAUGUCAUAUGCCGAUCGAAUGCUUGAGGAGGAGGAAGAGCGUGCAAAGAAGUAUCUGAAUCCUAAUCCUGAAAGUGUUGCAAGGUUGGUCGAGAGCUGUGUACAGGUUCUAGUUGUUGAGUUUGAGGACCAAAUUCUCGCAGAAUGCCCAUCCCUAAUCGCCAAAAACGAUGUUGAAAAAUUGCGAAUGUUAUACCGAUUAAUAAAAUGGACACCAUCCGGCAUAGAAGUUGUGAUUAAAGCAGUUGAUAAUCAUAUUCGUGGUGAGGGAAUAGACGACAUGAAGGAAAAUGCGCUGACAAUUACGACGGAUCCUGAAAAGUACAUAUCACAACUGCUAAGUAUGUUUGAUCGAUUCAGUACUCUUGUGAAAGAGGGUUUUUAUGACGAUGCUCGGUUGUUAACGGCGAGGGACAAGGCGUUCCGUGCUCUCGUCAAUGACACGACCAUUUUCAAAAUGGAGUUACCUUUAGGGAAAAAGAGUCGAAACACAGCUGUAGAAUCGAAAUGCCCAGAGUUGCUUGCCAACUACUGUGAUCUCCUGCUGCGGAAAACGCAGCUGAGUAAAAAGCUCACAUCAGAAGAGAUCGACGCGAAACUAAAUAAUCUGCUUCUUGUCUUAAAGUAUAUUGCCAAUAAGGAUGUGUUUAUGCGAUUUCACAAGGCUCAUCUUUCAAGACGGCUUAUUCUUGAUAUGAGCGCCGAUCAAGAGAAGGAAGAAGCCAUGGUUAACAAGCUUCGUGAAUGUGGCAUGCCUGCUGAACAUGUGAACAAACUUUUUCGGAUGCUGCAAGACAUCGAAGUUAAUAAAGAUCUCAAUUCAAACUUCAAAAAGUCGCUAGUUGGGACUAACAAUAAUAGGGCUUUGUCAGACCUCAUUAAUAUAAAGAUUCUUAACGGUGGUGCUUGGGGACGUGGUGGUGUCGGUGCGGAACGGGUUCGUGUGUCAUUGCCAAGGGAAUUGGAAGAGUUUGUUCCCGAAGUGGAAGCUUUCUACAAAAAGCAUCACAACGGCAGGAAACUGAAUUGGAUGCACCACUGGAGUAGUGGAACGAUUACAUUUGGUACUUCAUCUGGUGGCCGAUUCGAUUUGGAAUUGACUACAUUUCAAAUGGCCGUUCUGUUCUGUUGGAAUGACCGCUCCCAUGAGAAGAUUUCGUUCGAGUCGCUCCGUUUAGCGACGGAACUGCCUGACACGGAGCUGGCGAGGACCCUUUUCUCUUUGGUCGCGUAUCCGAAAAUGAAGUACCAACUUCUGCUAUGCGACGCUCCCACUCCUUUGAAUCCACGGGACUUCACUGAUUCAACGCUAUUCUAUAUUAAUCACGAUUUUCGUCUAAUCAAGAAUGGCAAGGAACAACAUCGCGGACGGAUCAAUUUAAUUGGCCGGUUGCAGUUGUCGAUGGAGUCGUCUGCCACAAAGGAGCAUGAGGACAUAGUGGCACUAAGGGAGCUGCGUGUUCAAGAAGCUGCAGUUAAAAUUAUGAAAAUGCGAAAGACUAUAACUUCGGCUCAACUUCAAACAGAACUUGUGGAAAUGCUCAAACCUAUGUUUAUUCCAAACCGAAAGUUGAUAAAGGAGCAAAUCGAUUGGCUAAUCGAUAAUCGUUUCAUUGAAAGAAAAGAUGACGAUAUCAAUACCUUUGUAUAUGUUUCAUAG